GGCGGUUCAAGCCACGCAAAAGAAAGACGACAGCCGCAGCUCCUCCUCCCAGCAGCAGCAGCAGCAGCUCUCUGAUUAUCCCCGCGAGGCUGAUCCCCACGAGGUUGUUGAUUCCAGCAUGCCGUCCGCGAUCGCGGCUAGCCCGCGCGACCGAAUCACCAAGUUCACCAACUGCCGUCUCGUGAAGGGCGAUGUGCUCGUGGAGCAGGAUCUGUGGGUGAGCUCGGCGACGGGGCGGAUCGUGAGGAGCCAGGAGCUCUUCUACGGCGCGAAGGCGGUCCCUGACGAGACGAUCGAUCUGGGAGGGCGGAUUAUCUCGCCCGGUCUGAUCGAUGUCCAGAUGAAUGGAGCGUUUGGGUUCAACUUUUCGCAGAUUCCUGAGGAUCCAUUGACUUAUGAGAAGACGUUGAGGCAGGUCAAUAAGUCCUUGGUACAGACAGGCGUCACUUCAUAUCUUCCCACGAUCACCUCGGAGCGGAGAGAGGUCUACCAUUAUGCAUUACCCUUCCUCGGCCCCUCCAAAGGCUCCCAGGUCGCAGAGCACGGCGCCGAAUCGCUCGGCGCGCACGUCGAAGGGCCCUUCCUCAGCCCGACCAAGAACGGCGUGCACAAAGUGCAGAACCUCAUCACGGCGCACAGCUUCGCGGACCUCGAAGACUGCUACGGCGCUUCGAACCUCAACCCGACUCCCGACCCGCUCACCGGCAUCCCACGGGCACCGCAGAUCAAGAUGCUGACGGCGGCGCCCGAACUCGGGUCCAUGACGGCUCUGAUCCCGGACCUCACAGCGCGCGGCAUCGUCUACUCGAUGGGCCACACCGAAGCGUCAUACGAGGAGGCGUCCCUGGCCGUCUCGCACGGCUGCACCAUGAUCACGCACCUCUUCAACGCGAUGCGUCCUCUGCACCACCGCAACCCCGGCGUCUUCGGCGUGCUCGGCCGCGCCGAAUCCCUCCCGCGUCCCUACUUCGGCAUCAUCGCCGACGGCAUCCAUCUGCACCCCACCUCCGUCAAGAUCGCCUUCAACGCGCACCCCGACGGCUUCAUCCUCGUCACCGACGCCAUGCACCUCGUGGGUCUGCCGGACGGCGUGUACGCCUGGACCAACGGCGAGCAGAUCGUCAAGCGCGGCGCGAAACUCGUUUUGCAGGGCGCCGAGGAUACGAUUGCCGGCAGCUCCAUCACGCUGGUCGAGUGCGUGAAUAACUUCCUGUGCUGGAGUGGAGCCAGCAUACCGCAGGCGCUGCGGGCCGUGACGGCGACGCCGGCGGCUAUGUUGGGACUGCAAGGCGUCAAGGGCUCGUUGGAGAGUGAUGCGGAUGCGGAUCUGUGCGUCUUUAGUGAGGAGGUGGGGGAGGCUGGGGGGACGAGAUUGGUCGUGGAUCAGGUGUGGAAGUUUGGGACAAAGGUGUUUGAUAGAUUGGAGUAG
This is a messenger RNA of Amorphotheca resinae ATCC 22711, 1429 nucleotides long. Its product is annotated as carbohydrate esterase family 9 protein. Gene Ontology annotation, biological process: N-acetylglucosamine catabolic process. Gene Ontology annotation, molecular function: N-acetylglucosamine-6-phosphate deacetylase activity. Lineage: Eukaryota; Fungi; Ascomycota; Leotiomycetes; Helotiales; Amorphothecaceae. The transcript is spliced from 2 exons. The record is from RefSeq and is a predicted model, not a curated record. The coding region runs from base 119 to 1429 and encodes 436 amino acids.